AGAAGGGAGGACUGCUCCUCUGGUACAAUGACUCUGUUCAGCAGAGAAGUGGAACUGUUACAGUUGGAACAAGAUCCUGAUCCCGGAGUGGUUGUUUUUGCAUUUGACUUAGAAACAAACGGGAUGACCACCAGAUGUGAUAUCUUGCAGAUAGGUGUAAAAGGGUUCAACUGGAGCACAGAUGAGGGGUUUGUUCAGGAAUUCAACCAGUAUGUCACACCUACAAAUGAAAUACCCCAACAUUCCUCAAGAGUUCACCACCUAGCACGUGAUGAAGACGGGGACCUUGUUAAAGAAACAGACACUCCGGGGAACCACGAAAAAUUGGAAACAUUACCGAUUAAAGCGGCCUUAACGAACAUGUGGGAAUGGUUGCUGAAAGACAACCCUCCUGUGCUUCUUGUAGGAUUCAAUAACUCUCGCUUUGACAAUCACAUCAUACUCCACCACUCCAAGAUCUGCUGUGAACCAGAUCUCAUGGACCGGGUUAGAUCACGUGUUCACUUCACUGAUCUCCGCACAGUUUUAUCUCAGCGAGGGGAGCAGGGAAACCUGGAGAGUCACUACAACUCCUGUGAUGGACCUCCUCUAGAACUUCAUGAUGCUAUCUCUGACUGCACUGCGAUAUGUUGGGUUUUAAACGGGAAGGCAGUGUCGUAUGAUGAGUUAAGGGGUAGGGCGGUCUCGCUUGAGAGUGUGCUGCAGAAAAAAAAUAAAAGCUCCCAUCCGUUGUUGAUAGGUAAGUUAGUAACACCUAAAGUGGCGGAGAAGAUUGGAUUUAUUACUCGUGAGAAUUACCUGAAGUUUUCUGAGGAGGAACUCAUUAGGUUCUUAAAGACUAAAGGGGUAACAAAGAUAUCGAUAACUUUGUGUGUCAAGAAAUGGAGGGCUGUUUCUUACGAAGCUGAUUUCUAAUGAUUUUUGGAAAAUUGCUAUUAUUAUAUAAAUCUGCUGUACGUAAAGACUGUACGUUCUAGAUUAGUUGUUU
This is a messenger RNA of Bolinopsis microptera, 988 nucleotides long. RefSeq lists its product as uncharacterized. The record is from RefSeq and is a predicted model, not a curated record. Gene Ontology annotation, molecular function: nucleic acid binding. Lineage: Eukaryota; Metazoa; Ctenophora; Tentaculata; Lobata; Bolinopsidae. The transcript is spliced from 2 exons. Bases 28 to 915 code for a protein of 295 amino acids.